Nomascus leucogenys (northern white-cheeked gibbon) is the source of this 3080-nucleotide messenger RNA. It is a transcript of the gene PLEKHH3, whose product is annotated as pleckstrin homology, MyTH4 and FERM domain containing H3. The record is from RefSeq and is a predicted model, not a curated record. Gene Ontology annotation, biological process: signal transduction. NCBI's taxonomy places the organism in Eukaryota, Metazoa, Chordata, Mammalia, Primates, Hylobatidae. Gene Ontology annotation, cellular component: cytoskeleton.
GGGGCCGGGGGGGCGGGGUCCCAGCUCUGUGCUCGCGCCCCCAGCGUGCCAGUCCCGGGGCUGCAGGGAGCGCAGCGCGCGCGGCCCGGGCCCCGGCCAACGGACGCCCUACCGGACACGACCCUCCCUGGAGCUUGGACAACUGCCCACCUCGGACGCUGCACCGGACACUGCCCCCCACAGGGCUGGACACUCCAACGGACACUACUUCCCAGCUCCGGACAUUGCUCCCUCCUCUCCCGGGGCCCUGGACGCUUUUCCCCCUCCCCCAUCCGGGGGCCCAGACACUGAGCCCCCCUCAGCGUCUGGCUAGCGUCCCCUUGCACCCCAGCCCAGGACACUGCCUCCUCCCUGUCCUCUUCUCCCUUCUGCUCCUCCCACCUCAUCUUUCCCCUGCUCGGGUCGGAGCCCCGCCAGUUCCUCCGACCCCCUGCUGCUCGGCCGCGGCUGCCCGCGCCCCCAUCCCCAGCUCCUCGCCCGGAUGCCUCUCCCCGGGGGACUGUGGUGGCUUCUCUGCUGCCGUCGAGGCUUCACUCUUCUGCACCGGGACUACGGGGACGGCGAGCUUAGCGGGGACGGGGACGAGGACGAGGACGAGGAAACCUUUGAGCUGCGGACCCCGAGUCCAGCGGGCGGCGGGAGGGGUCCCCUGGAAGUGACGCUGACUCAGCCAGUGAGGAGCGGGCCUGGCUCCAACAGGCUGCAGAGCUGGGAGGAGACUUGGAGCCUCAUCCCGGAGAAAGGGCUGCCGGAGGACGACCCGGACAUCGUUGUGAAAGGUUGGCUGUACCGGGAGCCCCGCGGAGGAGGGGCGCGGCCCUGGCUGCCCCCGCGCCGAGCCUGGUUUGUGCUCACGCGGGACUCCCUGGAUCAGUUCAGCAGCAGCGGGAAAGGGGCGCGGCGUCUCGGGAGCCUCGUGCUCACCAGCCUGUGCUCAGUGACUGGCCCAGAGCGCAGGCGUAAGGAGACAGGUCUGUGGUCAGUGACUGUGUCUGGUCGGAAACACAGUGUCCGCCUCUGCUCCCCACGCCAGGCAGAGGCUGAGCGCUGGGGGGUGGCAUUGCGGGAAGUGAUCGCCUCCAAGGCACCCCUGGAGACCCCCACCCAGCUACUGCUCAGGGACAUACAGGAAAGUUGCGGGGACCCAGAGGCCGUUGCCCUCAUUUACCUGAGGAACCCGAUUCUGAGACACACUAGUGGAGCCUUGUACGCCCCGCUCCUGCCCCUGCCCUAUGGAGUCAGCGCCCCAGGUCCGGGCUAUGCACCCCUGCGCGAGGAGGCGGUGCGGCUGUUCUUGGCGCUGCAGGCGCUGGAGGGGGCGCGGCGCCCUGGGCCCUUGAUGCAGGGUGUGCUCCAAACCUGCCGGGACUUGCCCGCGCUCCGGGAUGAACUCUUCCUGCAGCUGGCUAAGCAGACCUCCGGCCCUGCAGGCCCCCCCGGGCUCCCGGCUACCCAAGACCCUGCGGCCCUGCGGUACUGGCAACUCCUCACCUGCAUGAGCUGCACCUUCCGACCUGGGGGAGCUGUGCGGGGGCACCUCCUGGGGCACUUGGAGAGGACCGAGCAGGCACUCCCGGACUCGGAACUUGCGGAAUAUGCGCGCUUCAUCCGGAAAGCGCUGGGCCGGACGCGCGGCCGAGAGCUGGUGCCCUCGCUGGCGGAGAUUUCCGCGUUGAGCCAACGGCAGGAGCUGCUGUGUACCGUGCACUGUCCGGGGGCUGGUGCCUGUGCUGUGGCCAUCGACUCCCACACCACGGCGGGGGAGGUGGCUCGAGAGCUGGUGGGGCGGCUGGGCUUGGCCCGGAGCCGCAACGCAUUCGCGCUGUACGAGCAGCGAGGCGCCCAGGAGCGAGCCCUGGCUGGGGGGACCCUCGUGGCCGACGUGCUCACCAGGUUUGAGAACUUGGCCGCGGAGGAAGCUGGGUUGGAGGACUCGCCUGACUCCGGGUGGAGACUAUGUCUGCGUCUUCACGGACCUCUGCACCCUGAGGGGCUGUCCCCAGACGGUCACGAACUGCCUUUCCUCUUUGAGCAGGCUCACGCUCUGCUGCUGCGGGGCCGGCCGCCCCCACCCGACGACACGCUGCGCGCCCUGGCGGCGCUGCGCCUGCAGAGCCUGCACCGGGACUUCUCUCCGCGGGUGCCCCUGCCCCGCCUGGACCGCCUGCUCCCGCCCCCGGCCCCGCCGCGCGAAGACCCGCCCCGCCCGACCCCCAGGCCGCCCCCUUCCGCUGCCCUGCUGGCCGGGGCGCUCUGGAGCCCGGGCCCGGCCAAGAGGCGGGCGGAGCGGGCCCGGCGCGGCGGGGCCGGCCGCACUGCGGGAAGCAUUGCCCGCGAGGGAGGAGGCGGCGCCGGCACGGCAGCUGCCGUGCUGGGCGGCUGGAAGCGGCUACGGGGCAUGGGCCGAGCUGAGGCCAUGGCCGCCUACCUGGCCCUGGCGGCGCAGUGUCCGGGGUUCGGCGCUGCUCGGUAUGACGUUCUGGAGCUGAGCACGGAGCCUGGUGGGGGUGCUCCACAGAAGCUGUGCCUGGGCUUGGGAGCCAAGGCCAUGUCCCUCUCCCGGCCGGGGGAGACAGAGCCCAUCCACAGUGUCAGCUAUGGCCAUGUGGCCGCCUGCCAACUAAUGGGCCCCCACACCCUGGCCUUGAGGGUAGGAGAGAGCCAGCUCCUCCUGCAGAGCCCCCAGGUGGAAGAGAUCAUGCAGCUGGUGAAUGCCUACUUGGCCAACCCCUCCCCCGAGAGGCCCUGCAGCAGCUCUUCUCCUCCAUGCCAAGACCUGCCAGACACCUCCCCUCCCAGCCAGCGCCCGGGCCUGGACGAGCCCCAGGGACAGUCUGGCUGCUUGGGGCAGCUGCAGGACUGAGCCUGCCAGGAGGUCACGACUUUCCUCCUGCCUGCAGCCUGGGCCAGGACUGCUCUGAGAUUUGAGGGAAACAUGGACCCUUUUGGCCCUGCAGGGACAGGGCACAUCCCACACCCAAGGGCUACAAUGGGUGUGGGCAAUUUUCUAGUUUGUUUCUUAAUUUAUUUGUAGAAGAGAAGCAAAAAAAAAAAAAAAAAAGGUUUCUUAUUUACACAAA